This is a messenger RNA of Jaculus jaculus (lesser Egyptian jerboa), 2004 nucleotides long. RefSeq names its product DAZ associated protein 1 (gene Dazap1). The record is from RefSeq and is a predicted model, not a curated record. Lineage: Eukaryota; Metazoa; Chordata; Mammalia; Rodentia; Dipodidae. The coding region runs from base 93 to 1313 and encodes 406 amino acids. Gene Ontology annotation, cellular component: cytoplasm. The transcript has 12 exons. Gene Ontology annotation, molecular function: RNA binding.
CAGAUCCGGGCCGCAGCUGCGGGGACGGCGACAGCGGGCGACCUUCCGGAGGCGGGAGCGAGCCGGGAGCCCGGGACGCCGAGGCCGCCGCCAUGAACAAUUCGGGCGCUGACGAGAUCGGAAAGCUCUUUGUGGGUGGCCUGGACUGGAGUACCACCCAAGAGACGCUGCGCAGCUACUUUUCUCAGUAUGGAGAAGUCGUGGACUGUGUCAUCAUGAAAGACAAAACCACCAACCAAUCUCGCGGUUUUGGGUUUGUCAAGUUCAAAGACCCAAACUGUGUGGGGACAGUGCUGGCCAGCAGACCCCACAACCUGGACGGCCGGAAUAUUGACCCGAAGCCAUGCACACCUCGUGGGAUGCAACCGGAGAGGACACGCCCCAAAGAAGGAUGGCAGAAAGGACCCAGGAGUGACAGCAGUAAAUCAAACAAGAUCUUCGUAGGUGGAAUUCCCCACAACUGUGGCGAGACAGAGCUCAGGGAAUAUUUCAAGAAAUUUGGAGUGGUCACCGAAGUGGUCAUGAUCUAUGAUGCAGAGAAGCAGAGGCCUCGAGGUUUUGGAUUUAUUACUUUCGAGGACGAGCAAUCAGUGGACCAGGCUGUCAACAUGCAUUUUCACGACAUCAUGGGCAAAAAAGUGGAGGUUAAACGGGCUGAGCCUCGGGACAGCAAAAACCAAGCAUCUGGACAGCCAGGAGCCAGCCAGUGGGGCAGCCGUGUCACCCCCAGCGCCGCCAAUGGCUGGGCAGGCCAACCCCCACCCACGUGGCAACAAGGGUACGGCCCUCAAGGAAUGUGGGUCCCCGCAGGACAGGCAAUUGGUGGCUAUGGACCACCCCCUGCGGGCAGAGGAGCUCCGCCCCCACCCCCACCUUUCACCUCUUAUAUUGUGUCCACACCACCUGGUGGCUUUCCCCCUCCUCAGGGCUUCCCACAGGGCUAUGGAGCCCCACCACAGUUCAGUUUUGGCUAUGGGCCUCCGCCCCCUCCGCCUGAUCAGUUUGCCCCUCCAGGGGUUCCUCCUCCACCAGCUACUCCUGGGGCAGCACCACUGGCCUUCCCACCACCUCCAUCUCAGGCCGCCCCUGACAUGAGCAAACCCCCCACGGCGCAGCCCGACUUCCCCUAUGGGCAGUAUGGUUACGGGCAGGACUUGAGUGGCUUUGGACAGGGCUUCUCGGACCCCAGCCAGCAGCCCCCAUCGUACGGCGGGCCCUCAGUGCCUGGCUCGGGGGGGCCUCCCGCCGGUGGCAGCGGCUUUGGACGCGGCCAGAACCACAACGUGCAGGGCUUCCACCCCUACCGCCGCUAGCCACCUGCUGACAUGCACAGGAUGAGACUCGGGAACUCUGACAAUCACACACCUGGCAGAAACUAGCGACUCGACCUUGGGGGCGGGGGGGGUGGGUAGGCUGGCGUGGCUGGGGCGGCUGGACUGAGGUUUCAAAUAGAUUUCUUUCUCUGACCCAACCCAUCGGCACAAUAAAAAACAAGUCACUGGUUCAGCAACAGGGUUGACAAAAAUGUCUUCAGCUUUAAUUCAGAAUUUCAGGUUUCUUUUUCUUUUUUUCUUUUUCUUUUUUUUUUUUUUUUGAAAUUAUUUUCCUGAGCCUUUUGUUUUACCGUAUGUUGUAAACUUUUAUGUUAAAGAAAAAAUAUACAUUUACAAAUUGUGAGAUUUUUAAGAGAAAUUUUCUACGAUGUAUACUGGCUUAUUUUUUAAUUUAAAGCAGGGUUCCGUGGUGUGGUGUGGCUGCAGCUGCUCCAUUCUGUUGGGGUGGGGUGGGCUGAACGCCCCAAGCCCGCGCGGAAGUCUCCUGAAUGCUUGCUUUCUUGUGUUCACUCCUUGCUUUGGCCAGCCUGCCUGAUGGCCGCGGGGUGCUGGCAGCGCUCACAUCAUGGGUGGCAGGUGGGUGGCCUUGCUGGAGCCCCUUGGACGCGGCAUGGGGCGUGUCCUGGUGACCAGUUUGACUCUGGUUUGAAUAAAGUGCGUUUGGACUAGA